This is a messenger RNA of Anthostomella pinea, 378 nucleotides long. NCBI's taxonomy places the organism in Eukaryota, Fungi, Ascomycota, Sordariomycetes, Xylariales, Xylariaceae. The record is from the annotation of a GenBank genome assembly.
AUGUCAGUGACGACCACGGAAAACCCAGUGUCAUACACGCUCCAGAACACGCUGCAGGACUACGAGGUUCAAGUCGACGGCGCCUGCGACCUGCCGCAGCACCACUGGGUGCCUCUGCGCGACCGCGAGGCACCCGAGGCGGACAACCCGCCGGAUUGGCCCACGGACGAGCGCCGGGGCAUGCCUCGCUACCGCCCGAUCAACUAUGAGCUGGACACGGCACAGAGGCCGUGGGGCGCCAAUCCGAUCGGGACGGCUUUCGUGGCGACCAUGUUCACUGGGGUUUGGAUCCAAGCUACUGCGUCGUGGGUGUGGAGGAAGACGGGUGGACGGUUUAAUGAUACGUAUUUCAGGUAUCAGAUUGGAGGGGAGGUUUAG